CUUUAAAGAAAAACUAUGGCCCCACAAUGUAGUAGUGUUGUUUCAUCUUCUCUUCUCUCAAUAUUUCUUAUUUUCAUUUUGCUUCAAUCACCGGUGGAAGCCCUUAAAAAGCCUUAUAUUGUCUACUUGGGAACACAUUCACAUGGUGUGAACCCUUCCUCAGAAGAUCUUGAAAGGGCCACAAAUUCUCAUUACAGCCUUCUUGGAUCAUACUUAGGAAGUGAGGAAAAAGCAAAAGAUGCAAUCUUUUACUCUUAUAAUAGACAUAUAAAUGGAUUUGCUGCAAUUCUUGAUGAGACAGAAGUUGCAGAGAUUCAAAAGCAUCCAGAUGUGGUAUCAGUUUUCUUGAGCAAAGGAAAGAAAUUCCACACAACUCAUUCAUGGGAAUUUCUUAGAUUGGAAAAAAAUGGUGGUGCUGUCUCUUAUCAAUCAAUUUGGAACAAAGCUAGAUUCGGUGAAGAUGUAAUUAUUGCAAACUUGGAUAGUGGUGUUUGGCCUGAAUCUAAGAGCUUUCAUGAGUUUGAAGGAAUCGGACCUAUUCCAUCAAAAUGGCAUGGAGGUUGUCAACCAGUCAUCAAGGAUAAAGUCCACUGUUGUAAUAGGAAGCUAAUAGGAGCAAAGUACUUUAGCAAGGGCUAUAUGGCACUUCUAAAGACUCUCAACACUUCUUCUCUUCAAACUUAUAUACGCAAGGCAAACUUUUUCACCAGUCGAGACUUUAAUGGGCAUGGGACUCAUACUCUUUCCACGGCUGGUGGUAGUUUCGUCUUUGGAGCAAAUGUGCUCGGCAAUGGGAAUGGCACAGCCAAGGGUGGAUCCCCCAAAGCCCGUGUCGCCGCUUACAAGAUUGGUGGUUGGCUGCAAACUGAAGAUGCACCUGCUUACACCGAUGCUGAUGUUAUGGCUGGCUUUGAUGCUGCAAUAAGUGAUGGUGUGGACAUAAUCUCGGCCUCUAUUGGUAGUGAUGAACCUAUUGAGUUUUUCGAAGAUGUGAUUUCAAUAGGGAGUUUUCAUGCGGUUAUGAAUAACAUUGUUGUGGUUGCCUCGGCUGGCAACGAAGGACAUGAUCCAAAGACUGUAACUAAUGCAUCACCAUGGACCAUAACCGUGGCAGCUAGCACAGUCGACCGUGAGUUCAGCAGUUAUGUAUCUCUUGGCAAUAAAAAACACCUUGAGGGAGCAAGUCUUUCUUCACGCGGCUUGCCAUCUCAAAAGUUUUAUCCAUUGACCUAUGGGGAAUUCUGCAAGCCUAAAAGCCUAAAUCCAAAGAAUGUAAAUGGGACUAUUUUGGUUUGUUAUGUUGGGGAUGAGACUUCAAAACUUGAAAAGGGCCACCAAGCAUUUCUUGCAGGUGCUGUUGGAAUGAUUCUAGUUAAUCAUCCCUUAAUUGGGAAUGAAACAUAUCCUGAGGCUCAUGUGCUCCCUGCAUCUCAUCUCAAUGCUAUUCAAGGAAAUUUAGUGAUUGAAUACCUCAAAACUACCAAGGCUCCCAUGGCUUACAUGACUCGACCAAAAACUGGAGUUGGAGUUAAGCCAGCUCCAGCCAUGGCUUCAUUCUCAUCGAGAGGACCUAAUGUUAUUCAGCCAGCUGUGCUUAAGCCGGAUAUCACAGCACCAGGAGUCUAUAUUAUUGCUGCAUAUAGUGGAGCUGUUGGACCAACUGAUGAAAUAUUUGAUAAGCGUCGAGUCCAAUUCAACACAAUUUCAGGUACUUCAAUGUCAUGCCCUCAUGUUUCUGGGAUCGUUGGCCUUCUCAAAACUCUUCAUCCAGAUUGGAGUCCAGCUGCAAUUCAUUCAGCUAUAAUGACAACAGCAAGAGUUAGAGAUAACAACAAUGAACCGAUGUUGGAUUGGAACAUGAAAAAAGCAACACCCUUUGAAUAUGGUUCAGGCCACAUUCAACCAAACCGAGCUAUGGAUCCUGGACUUGUGUAUGAAAGAACUAUUGACGAUUACAUGAACUUUUUAUGUGCCCAUGGCUACAAUGAAACAAUGCUUAAGAAAUUUUAUAAGAAACCGUAUAAAUGUCCCAAAUCAUUCACUCUAGGAAAUUUCAACUACCCUUCCAUUACAGUUACAGAUCUAAGUUCACAAUCAACAACAAUCAUUACUAGAAAAGUUAAGAAUGUUGGCCCACCAGGCACCUACAAAGCAUAUGUGAGAGCCCCAGCUGGAGUUUCUGUUUAUGUUAAGCCCACAACAUUAGAAUUUAGCAAAAUUGGUGAAGAAAAGAAAUUCGAGAUUAUUUUGAAGCCAAAAAUUGUUGGACAACCUAAAGAUUAUGUGUUUGGACAAUUGAAAUGGACAGACGGGAAGCGCUAUGUUAGGAGUCCUAUAGUAGUCAAGUACUAAAAGGAGUCAGAAAUUAGUAUGGCAGAUUAAAAUGUAAAAUAUUUAUUUUAUUCAAGCACAUUCAUCGAGAAAGUAUGUAUGCAUUGUCUGUCAUAUGAAUUUAGUAUUUGGACCAUUUGUUUUGUU
Molecule: messenger RNA, 2478 nt
Organism: Humulus lupulus (European hop)
Lineage: Eukaryota; Viridiplantae; Streptophyta; Magnoliopsida; Rosales; Cannabaceae
Product: subtilisin-like protease SBT5.4
Exons: 11
Coding region: 16-2352 (778 amino acids)
Biological process (GO): proteolysis
Molecular function (GO): serine-type endopeptidase activity
Source: RefSeq, a predicted model, not a curated record